Lytechinus variegatus (green sea urchin) is the source of this 1606-nucleotide messenger RNA. RefSeq names its product hemicentin-2-like. Gene Ontology annotation, biological process: cell-cell adhesion. The record is from RefSeq and is a predicted model, not a curated record. Lineage: Eukaryota; Metazoa; Echinodermata; Echinoidea; Temnopleuroida; Toxopneustidae. The transcript is spliced from 6 exons. The coding region runs from base 1 to 1119 and encodes 372 amino acids.
AUGGGGAUGAGGGAGAGUGAUGGCGUUCAGGAUGAAGAUGCUGAUCUAAUCAGAAGGACUUCCCGAAAAAUUAUCGCGCUCUCCCAUCUGACUCCUCUUCCUUUUCCCGCUCCCAUCAUCUUUUCUCCCACUCUUUCCCACACUCCAUCCCGCCCCCUCUCUUUAUCACACACUGUCCACUCUCGAGUCGUCAUCGAUGUUUUGGCAACCUCUGAGGGUGACAUUGUCCUGACUUGCUCGGUAGAUGACGCUUUCGAAGCUCCGGUCCAAUGGUCAACCAACAGGACGGGGAGCCUGAUGAAUAUCACUGGUGGAGAUGAUUUUACUCACUUGGAGGUUUUGCCAAAUAGCACGCUUAUCAUUCGGACAAGCGAAGGCCCGUACUACGGCUUUUAUUUCUGUACACAUCGAGCGUCUGGUCGCAACUAUACUGCGAGACUUAAACAAGCUCCAGCUCUCCGGAUCUCUCGAAUCCCCCUCGGCAACGGCGACCUUCUCCUGACGUGCCUCGUCAACCAAUCAACAACCAUCCCGGUGACGUGGUCGUUCAGACAAACAGGGGAGACGACCUCGAGCAAUCUCGUCGGUGGGGACGACGAUGACCACGUCCAGGUGUUAUCGAACAAUUCCCUUAUCGUACGGGACUUUGAGGACGAGGACGUUGGCCAUUAUACCUGUACUGCGAGACACGAUGGGCUUGUCAGGAAUGUGACGGCUAGAGUCAGUUUAGCUGCAAAACGUGACAUCAUAACUUUCACGACGUACCAGGACGAGAACUACAAUUUCUUCGUCACGUGCAUCGUGGAAGGCGCCCCUGCCACGCCCAUUCACCAAGUCACGUGGUCUUAUGGUGAGGAUGGUGAUGACGACAUGCCGGAUUUGAUCCCGUCGGGUGACGAAGAUUCGCAUGUCCAAGUACUGGAGAAUAGCACCCUCUUGAUCAGGGAUUACACCCCGGAAGAUGCGGGGUGGUACUACUGCACCGCUCUGCUGUCAGAUGGCACAAGGAAAAUGAAGCCAAUUGAUGUUGGAGGUGCCCCUCUCUCGACCGCCGCUAAUAUUUGGCUAAUCAUCUUGGUAACAGUCUUUACUAUCAUCCGGAAUGCAUCAGCCCUUUAAAGGAAGAAAAAUAAAUUAACCUGGGGGGCUGAGGGAUGGGUGGAUGGGCCAAGCUUUGUAGGAAUCGUCGGAUGAUAACAAACAUUUUGUUUUCAUUGGAACAUUUUGACAAAGCUAUAUUGCUGUAUUGUUUUAGUAUUUGUUUAUUUUGUUAGUUUUUUAAGAGCAGUAGACCAAUGAUCCAUAAUGAUUGUAACAUUUACUCGUAAUUCAAACCUGAAUGUAUUCGAAGUUCCAGAUCUUUUGAACAAACUGAAGAACAUUAAGCCUAUGCACUCCUGGAAAAAAAUCCAUGAACAAAAUUAUGAAGAAAAAAAAUCGCUGAUUAUGUUUAAAAAAAAUGUUGAGAAUUCCUUAAAAAUACAUGAAAAUGUUUAAAAGUAACAUAAAGAUAUCCAAGGCAGAUAUUGUAGUUUACAAGCGUGUGGAAAAUAAAACUUUUUCGAAAACAAAAUUUGACAGAUGAAUUAUUUUUCACAAGAGCAUA